CUGAACGACACUGGUUCAGCAAUGGCGGUGAUCAACGGUGUAGCAGCUGAAUUAAAUGAGCUAGCAAAUAUCACCGAUAAUGACGAGUUUAUUUUGCUUCGAGUUGAAGCUAUUUUGGAUACUCUUGGAAACUUUGCGGCUGUCACAAACUCUGUUGUAGAUCCAGUGGUUCUUAGUAAGUUGCAGGAUGUUGUGGAGUGCCUUCAGGCAGCAAACUGUCUUGGGGAUCGCCUUGGCCCUGGUCGUCCAAAGUACGACAUACCUGUAGAGACGAUACGGAUGCAUCUUUUGAGUGGUUUUACUGUUCAGGAGAUAGCAGACUUAUUUGAAGUAAGCAACAAAACCAUCAGACGGAGGAUGGAACAGCAUCAUAUGAGGGUAUCUGAUCUGUAUUCAACUAUAAGUGAUGCAGAACUUGACAGCACCAUUGAAGACAUACAAAGAUUGUAUCCAAACUCGGGGUACAGAAUAAUUCAUGGUCAUCUGCAUUCACGAGGUCUCCAUGUUCAAACUUUGAGAGUACGAGAAUCGGUAAGGAGAGUAGAUCCACAUGGAACACUGAUGCGAGCAAUGUCGAUGCGAACCAUAAGGCGACGUCAGUAUACUGUUCCUUGUCCCAAUGCUAUGUGGCAUAUUGACGGCAAUCAUAAACUCAUCAGAUGGAGAUUGGUGAUUCACGGCGGUAUUGAUGGUUUCAGCCGACUAGUAGUUUAUCUGUCUGCAUCCUCAAAUAACCGAGCAUGCACUGUUCUCAGGAACUUCAUGGCUGCUGUGAAUGAGUAUGGUUUACCAUCAAGGGUCCGGUCUGAUAAAGGUGGGGAGAAUAUUGCAGUUGCUGAGUACAUGGUGGCACACAGAGGAGAAAACAGGAAUUCUCACAUUACAGGGAGAAGCGUACACAAUCAGAGAAUUGAGAGGCUUUGGAGAGAUGUGUAUGAACAUGUUUUAAGCAUGUUUUAUCACAUCUUCUACAACAUGGAGACAGAGGGAAUACUCAAUCCAGAUUCAGAGACUGACAUUUUUGCUCUUCACUGGAGUUUUGCGCCUCAUUUGCAGAGGCAUCUCGCUUUCUUUAAAGAUGCCUGGAAUAACCACCGCAUCAGAACUGCUGGGAGCCAGUCACCCGUCCAGCUUUGGUUGAGAUACAGUGCCAACAAUACUGAUGACCCAAUUCAAGUGGAUGAAAAUUAUGGGAUUGACUGGGAUGGUCCCCCAAGUCAUGACAGCGAUGGAGUGUCAGUUCCAGAAGUGGCUCUUCCUCGACAACUUACUGAACAGGAAUUGAGUACCCUGCCAAAUCCUAAUGUGCCCUUUUCAGAUGCCAUUGACACAUACUACAACACAGUUACUAAACUUCAUCAACUACUGGACAACGUUUAAGCAGUACUGUAUUUUACAGCAUUUGAAAUGUUGAUAUAAACUCUCCAGCCACGGUUUUUUAAGUUUAUUCAAGAACCCAGGCAAAGCACUGUUUGCGUUUUAUUAAACUUGAAUAAGACACAUUUGUCUAACAUUGCUUACUGUUUUUUUUUAACAAAACAGUUAAUGCAGUGAACUGUUGUAAACGAGACAUAACCUCAUAUUCUCAUAUUUUCUAUGUAAUAAAUGACUUUGACAAACUACGUUGCAAAACUGUUUUUCGUAAUUGUGAACAAAAUAGUGCAGAAACAUGCACUAAUGCUGUUGUUGAGUAAUUGGCACAUUCCAAAAUGAGCUAACAUGCGGUUUAAAC
This is a messenger RNA of Misgurnus anguillicaudatus (oriental weatherfish), 1732 nucleotides long. The record is from RefSeq and is a predicted model, not a curated record. NCBI's taxonomy places the organism in Eukaryota, Metazoa, Chordata, Actinopteri, Cypriniformes, Cobitidae.